This is a messenger RNA of Suricata suricatta (meerkat), 1230 nucleotides long. It is a transcript of the gene BOK, whose product is annotated as BCL2 family apoptosis regulator BOK. Gene Ontology annotation, molecular function: protein heterodimerization activity; protein homodimerization activity. Gene Ontology annotation, cellular component: mitochondrial outer membrane. The transcript is spliced from 4 exons. The record is from RefSeq and is a predicted model, not a curated record. The annotation marks the transcript as partial. NCBI's taxonomy places the organism in Eukaryota, Metazoa, Chordata, Mammalia, Carnivora, Herpestidae. Gene Ontology annotation, biological process: extrinsic apoptotic signaling pathway in absence of ligand; intrinsic apoptotic signaling pathway in response to DNA damage; regulation of apoptotic process.
UUGGUGGCCCAGGGCAGUGGCUCAGCUUUUCGGAUCACAGAGCAGUGCCGAGGCCCGAGUGAGGAUGCCCCUCGGAGGCAGCAGCGGGGGGCCCGCCUGUGCUGGGCGCUGGCUGCGUGCACAGUCCGGCUGCCGCCCGGGCAGCUCACUGUGAACCGGGACGAGCUGGAGCAGAUCCGGCCCAGCGUCUACCGCAACGUGGCUCGUCAGCUGAACAUCUCCCUGCAGUCCGAGACCGUGGUGACCGACGCCUUCCUGGCCGUGGCGGCCCAAAUCUUCUCUGCAGGCAUCACGUGGGGCAAGGUGGUGUCCUUGUACUCGGUGGCGGCGGGGCUGGCCGUAGACUGUGUGCGGCAGGCCCAGCCCGCCCUGGUCCAUGCACUGGUCGACUGCCUUGGGGAGUUUGUGCGCAAGGCCCUGGCGCCCUGGCUGCGGCGGCGCGGCGGAUGGACCGACGUCCUCAAGUGUGUGGUCAGCACAGAGCCCGGCUUCCGCUCACACUGGCUCGUGGCCGCACUCUGCAGCUUCGGCCGCUUCCUGAAGGCCGCCUUCUUCGUACUAUUGCCAGAGAGAUGAGCCGCCGGCUUGGGCACAGGCCGAUGCCAGGCCCUCCAAGCCAGGAGGCCCCCGGCCGCCGAGAGUGUCGCCAUCCUCCUCGACCAGGCUGGGCACGUGCCAACCCUCAGAGCCCCGCCUUGGUGCAGGAAGCCCUGCCCUGAGCCCCUCGUCUGCUACCCUGGCCCCUAGAAGGGGAGGGGGGGCCCUCCCUGGCCUGGAGCUGGGCUUCAGUGCCUUCCCCUGGAAACCCUGCCUGUCCCCUUCCAUCUGGAGCCACAAAGUCAGGGUCACCUCCCAGGUCCAAGGGGAAGAGAGCUGGGAACACCAGGCUCUCACUGGAUGCCUGGGUCCCAUCUGUGAAGGUGGACGGUGUCAGGAUGUGAGCCGGGCAGUGGGCUCUGCACAUUCAGUCACUGGAGACCCUGGCCUGGCCAAGGCUGGAGGAGCCGUGGGGUCUUACUGACCUUGUAAACAGGGCAGAAGGCUCAUGGGCUGGUUGCUUAAUCCAUUUCUGGAGGGAGUGCGUGUGCCCCUCCAUGGCAGGGUCCCGGUGUGGUGGGGACCAGGGGUGCGGGCUCCAAGCUGGCAGGCCUGACCUGAGAGCACAGAAGCCCGUGAACAAGAAGGCUGGUGUGUGUGUGUUCAAUCCCAAUAAAGUUUCAUGGCAACGGA